Messenger RNA from Myotis daubentonii (Daubenton's bat), 489 nucleotides. RefSeq names its product ubiquitin like 5 (gene UBL5). The record is from RefSeq and is a predicted model, not a curated record. Lineage: Eukaryota; Metazoa; Chordata; Mammalia; Chiroptera; Vespertilionidae. Gene Ontology annotation, biological process: protein modification process. Gene Ontology annotation, molecular function: protein binding.
CCCGCACUGCACGCCACCGGGGUUACGAGGCCCCGAGGAAGGGGCGGGCGCUGCAGGCUGCGCACUUCCGCUUCCGGUUCCCAGCGCAGGCUCCGGCCCCCUCUCCGCUGUCGAGCGACGAGGUUGUGGCGUCGGCUGGUUCCAGGCGAUUCGAGGAUGAUCGAGGUGGUUUGCAACGACCGUCUGGGGAAGAAGGUCCGCGUGAAGUGCAACACCGAUGACACCAUCGGGGACCUGAAGAAGCUGAUCGCUGCCCAGACGGGGACCCGUUGGAACAAGAUCGUGCUGAAGAAGUGGUACACGAUCUUUAAGGACCACGUUUCUCUGGGCGACUAUGAAAUCCAUGAUGGGAUGAACCUGGAGCUUUAUUACCAAUAAAGCGGAACUCCUUCCCCGUGCCCGGUCCCCCCGCCCCUCUCCUCCUGCUCUCAGCCCCUGGUAUGGAUGCUUGUUUUUAAAAAGUCAUGUUAAUAAAAACGUAGAAUAGCU